Zophobas morio is the source of this 4273-nucleotide messenger RNA. RefSeq names its product Medea (gene Med). The record is from RefSeq and is a predicted model, not a curated record. Lineage: Eukaryota; Metazoa; Arthropoda; Insecta; Coleoptera; Tenebrionidae. Gene Ontology annotation, molecular function: DNA-binding transcription factor activity, RNA polymerase II-specific; I-SMAD binding; RNA polymerase II cis-regulatory region sequence-specific DNA binding. Gene Ontology annotation, cellular component: heteromeric SMAD protein complex. Bases 178 to 2025 code for a protein of 615 amino acids. Gene Ontology annotation, biological process: BMP signaling pathway; SMAD protein signal transduction; cell differentiation. The transcript has 7 exons.
GUGACAUUUUAAUGGUGGUGGGAGAUAAUAUCCAAAAACAUUAGUAAAUUUUCUCAAACCGUCGCUUCUAACUAAAGUGUGUAUCGCAGAAUAAGUGGACGAAAUCGAUUUUUUAUAGUGUUUAUGUCUGCAUUAUUGUAAGGUUAUGUCAACCCACGAUUGGGUAAAGUACAAGAUAUGUCAGGAUUGACCACAACAGCACCCUCAUCUGCCGAUGCCUGUCUCAGUAUUGUCCACAGUCUGAUGUGUCACAGACAGGGUGGCGAAAGCGAAGGUUUUGCUAAGCGAGCUAUCGAGUCGCUCGUUAAAAAAUUAAAAGAAAAAAGAGACGAAUUAGAUUCUCUUAUUACAGCCAUCACGACCAGUGGUGCACAUCCCAGCAAAUGUGUCACGAUUCAAAGGACGCUUGACGGACGUUUGCAGGUGGCUGGACGUAAAGGUUUCCCGCAUGUCAUCUACGCGCGGAUUUGGCGAUGGCCCGAUUUGCACAAAAAUGAACUCAAGCACGUCAAGUACUGCCAGUUUGCCUUUGAUUUAAAGUGCGAUUCGGUAUGUGUCAAUCCGUACCACUAUGAACGCGUAGUGUCGCCGGGAAUCGAUCUUUCGGGACUGACUUUGCAGUCGGGUACUUCUCGGUUAGUGAAAGAUGAGUACACAGCCGGACCAGUUCCUGGUGGUAGCAUGGACGUGGAUGGUGAAAUCGGGAUCGGGGUGACGCAGACGAUCCAGCAUCAUCCGCCCCAGCAGAAUUUCACGAUACAAGUACCGGCGACAAGUGAUCAGGGAAUGUAUAAUUCUACAACCAGACCCGGUAUGGGACAUCCAGUACCUAAAAUAGAGGGUGGAGUUGACGCAUGUCCGAGAACAAAUUGGUUGCCGCACAUGCAUUUAUCUCAUCGUGGAAAUAACCCUCCGGUUUCACCCCACUUGCAACAGGAUGGUUUCAGCAAUGCAACCCAUCAAACUCCAACGGCACCCACAAUUAGUGGAAACAACCCUCCUGUAUCCCCGCAUUUACAACAAAACGGUUUCAACAACAACGCUACAACAUCCACGGUUGUUAAUAACACAAACAACCAAAUUAACACCCAGCCGGCAGCUACCAUAGGUCAGUCGUUCACGGGUGCCGGAGGCACCUGGACUGGCUCCAACACCUUAACUUACACCCAGUCCAUGCAGCCUCCGGACAACCGCAGCCACCACACGAGUUACUGGAGUACCAACCAGUGCAACGACGUAAACAUCGCCGGUUUGUUGUCCACUCAACCAGCUCCAGAGUUCUGGUGUUCCGUCGCGUACUUCGAGCUCGACACUCAAGUAGGCGAAACCUUCAAAGUACCCUCGAGUUGUCCCAACGUCACAAUCGACGGAUACGUGGACCCAUCUGGGGGAAACAGAUUCUGUCUUGGUGCGUUAAGUAAUGUGCACCGAACUGACCAAAGUGAGAGGGCGAGAUUGCACAUUGGCAAAGGGGUGCAGUUGGAUUUAAGGGGCGAAGGAGAUGUUUGGUUGCGUUGUUUGAGCGACCACUCUGUGUUCGUCCAGUCUUACUACCUGGAUAGAGAAGCGGGACGGCAACCGGGUGACGCGGUCCACAAGAUUUACCCUUCGGCGUAUAUCAAGGUUUUCGAUUUGAGGCAGUGCCACAGCCAGAUGACGACGCAAGCAGCUACGGCUCAAGCGGCAGCUGCGGCACAAGCGGCAGCAGUGGCUGGACAUAUUCCCGGGCCACAUUCUGUCGGGGGCAUAGCGCCAGCAAUCAGUAAGUCGAGUGUCUUGCGUCUAGUAUUCAUAAACAAAACUCUUUUUAAAGGUCUAUCGGCAGCUACCGGGAUUGGCGUAGACGACCUCAGAAGGCUCUGCAUUUUGAGAUUAAGUUUUGUGAAGGGUUGGGGUCCAGAUUAUCCCAGGCAGUCCAUAAAAGAAACGCCUUGUUGGGUGGAAAUCCACCUUCACAGGGCGUUGCAGCUUCUGGACGAAGUCUUGCACACGAUGCCCAUUGACGGUCCAAGAGGCAUUGAAUAAGUGAAUAUUUAGGUUCAAACUUGAACAUUUUCUACUGAUUUCAAAACUACGUGAUUUGUAUAAUAAUUGUCUAAGAUUCACUUUUAACCAUUUAUAAAUUACUGACUACUUUUUAUUUCAUAAAGAACGCGAUCACAAAAGUGAUUAAAGAAUCGAGGUUUUAUGAAGCAGAGUUUUAAUACUGUAACGUCAAAUACGUUGUUGGCUCUCUACAUACGUAACAAAAUGUUUCAUUUUACGUUCAGGCGGAAACCCACACGUGUACUGCAUUUAGUCAAAAUUUUGAAUAAAUGUGAAUUGAAAUCUGUGUGUUACCGAAUUUGUUUUAUCAAAAUGGGGGGAGUAUGAGGAUGCUUCCAGCUGUCAAAGAGUAGUUCUUCCAAGACUUUCAGUUAACAUUGCUUUAAGUGCCAUGAAACUGUAUGACUUUUGAUUGGAGUGAAGUAGAAAACGUAUAAACAAUUUGACAGUUGACGCAAUUAUUGACUGAAUUUUAUGGUGUAAUACCGGCUUACGUAAAUUGUAGUACCGUAUUAAAUGACAGGUACGGUUUUGUUGUCACAAGUUUGUGGUUAGUGAGUGUUGUAAUUGAAAAGACGACUAAAAUACACAACUUUGACAGUAUUUUCGUUGUUAAUCAACGUAAUUGUUCUUACCCAACCUUAUAAAUAUAUAAGAAUUUUUGUCAUGAAUGAAUAGUGUACUUGUUUUCUAGACUUAUCGUGACUUUAAAAUUUCAAACAAGUUUGUAAGAUGUACAGUUUCUGGUGUGCGUUUGAUUAAACCUGUAAAGGGGGCAAAUUUCUGUAACGUUUUGUUUGUUUUGUUUAUUUUUAACAACUUUGUGUUGAUUGUGUAUGUUGUGCAUGUUUGUCUGCACCAUAAUCCAAAUCAGUGGUGCCACAACGACAAAAAUUCGUUGUGGCGUUAAAUACUUCGAAUCAGUUUUGUGGAAUUGUGUGAGGUUAAGUCCCAUUUAGUGUUAGAGAUUACUUAUUAAUAAAACUAAAUAAACAAUAAAAACGACAUUGUGGCGCUGUUGAAUUGAGGGUGCAAAGACGAAACGUCGCGAAGUCGAGGUGUCAUGAUAAGAGUUGAUGACAAAAUUCAUUCCAAUUCGUUUGUGACACUAUUACGUUGAAAUCAGCAGGAAAGUCGUAAACGAGAUUAUUAAUUUAUUUUGUGAGACACAAUUUAGUAAUUUUUAAUUGGUUGUGUCUAAGGUUUAGUUAUUAAGUUUGUAAUUACGCUUUUACGCGGUAAGUCUGUCGUGCGGAAUUUACACUUUUCUCUACUGGAGUUAGAAAUGGUAGCAUUAGUUUUCAAGCCGUGAGUUAUAAGUGGCAGUCGAUGUACAGGAUGUUUCUUUUUUGUAGGCAACAUAUAACUCGUGAUAAAAGGAUCUCAUUUACUAAGACAAAUAUUUCAAAAUUGUUAGCUGUUCCAUGUAAAGUGAAUUUUAUGGGACCUACGAAAAAUAAAAAUCUUUCGUAAUGAACGCUUUGCUGAAAACUUCGUGGCCUUUGGUAGAGAAACGUGGGAAUUUCGCACCGCCGCCUUCCUGCAUAUUGUUUAUUUCGACAACUUGUUUACUUUUUAUAGUUGUAAGGACAAUUUCUUAUUUUUUAUGUAAAGAUAUAUUUGUAUAUAUUUAAAAAUGAUUGCCUUAAUAAUCGGAAGGACUUUGUCGUAUUUUUUGAUAAGGAUAAAUAGUGUAACGAAAAGUAAAUGUUUUUAAAUAUAAAUUCAUUGGUGGAUAUUUUAUUGUGCCAUCGAUAUUAUUUUGUACAAUGUGGAUGCCAAAUUUCAAAAUAAUUGUACGAGAGAUCCUGGGGGGGUAAAUGCAGAAAUUAGGCUGUGAAAAAUGUAGAAUAGGAUGUAACUCUUUUUAGUUAUUCAGUGCUUGAUAUUAGACUAGAGUUAAUUAUAUGUUAUUAAAAGCACCCAAUGAAUUCCUUUUUUGUAUUCUUUCAAAGAUCUUCGUAAUACGCGGUAAAUUCAGUUUUCAAAUGCAGUGUAUAUGAAGAUGUCUGUUGUGUGUAAUCCAUUGAUAUUAUGUUGUAUAUGAAGUGCAUUGCAAUAGUUUAUAACAUUAUUCCACUUGUAAAUUUUGCAUUAUACACUUUUAUAAUAUGUAAUAAUAUAUUUUCAGUGGUUCAAGGUCGAUUACGACGUUGUGACAGAAAUCAUUGUUCAUGUAAUUAUUAAUGCUACACACAUAAUAUCAUAAUAAAGUUAUUAAAAAGUA